GACAUAGACAAAGCGCUACAGUUUUUCGGUUCACCGCGUUUUUGUCUUGUCCUGGCCGAAAAUAUAAAAAAUGGUUUCAUAUUCGAUUUUCAAAUUGACGCGCAGUGUAUAAAUUAAAAUGGAAGUGAAAGUUGAAGUGCAUACGGUGUACCCUUCUUCGUUGAAGAAAGAGUCUUCACGACCUAUUACCAAAGUCUCCCAUGGAUCGUGGGGCACUCCUGACUCCACACCCAAACAUUCUGCGUUAUUAAAUAACUCCAGCAUAGAGAAAAAAUCCAUUAUCAAAGAAGAAGCUGCAGAAAAAAAUAAACUGUCCAUUUUCGUAGUAGAAAAACGAGUGAGACUCUCUGAAGUAGAAAAGAAUAGCGAUGUAAAGGAAAAUGCGACGGAAUUAAAGAUUUUUGAUCAACUUAGAAGCUCUCAAAAGCGUGGCUUCGAAAUUAAUGACGAAAUAGAAUCACCGCAGAGUCCAGUACCAUCAUCACCGUCAAAGGCAAAGUGCAAGAUUUUCGGAUUCCCAACAUUAUUCUAUCCCUACAUGCCAAUUGAUCCACAGGGUCGCAUCUACAUAACCUGGUUAUUCCUCGUAACGUUUUGCUAUAGUUACAAUGCCUGGGCCAUAGUUUUAAGAGCGACCUUUCCAUACCAAACACCGAACAACCUACCAAUUUGGCUAACAGCGGAUUACAUUUGCGAUAUAUUUUAUAUACUCGACGUGGUUCUUGUGAAACCGAGGUUGAUAUUUCUACACGACGGCUUCUGGGUUACGGAUGAAGUGGAAACUAGGAAACAUUAUAAGAAAAAAACCCAGUAUAAGUUUGACGUAAUAUCUCUCCUCCCGCUGGAUAUAUUGUACGUAUUUUUUGGUACAAAGAUGGUCAUACUGAGAUUUCCCCGACUCCUUAAACUGCAGACAUUCUGGGAGUUUCAUCAGGCAAUGGACCGAGUUCUUUCCUCGCCUUAUGUGGUACGAAUAGGAAAAACAUUGUUCUACAUUUUCUAUUUAAUUCAUCUAAACGCCUGCGCUUAUUACGCCAUAAGUGACUAUAUUGGCCUCGGCUCCAAUUCUUGGGUCUACGAUAACGAAGGCAACGCGUACAUCCGGUGUUUCUACUUUGCUACUAAAACUGCUACUUCCAUAGGUAAAAAUCCCAAACCAGGCAACACAUGGGAAUAUUUAUUUAUGACAGCGGCGUGGCUGAUGGGAGUAUUCGUGUUCGCUGUACUCAUAGGACAAAUUCGUGAUAUCAUUGCUACAGCCACGAGGCAGAAGACGGAAUAUCGUAAGAAAGUGGACGGCUGCGUGCGAUAUUUACGCAGAUUGAAUAUGCCUGCAAGUCUCCAACGACGUGUUACCUGCUGGUUCAAAUAUACUUGGAAAACACAAAGGUGUUUUGAUGAGGCCAGAAUCCUAAAUUCAUUACCAUACAAUAUGAAGCGUGACGUCGCACUCGAAGUCCACAUUUCCACAUUAAGUAAGGUUCAGCUAUUCAGAGACUGUUCAGCAUCUCUCCUCCGCGACCUGGUGUUGCAACUUCGACCUGUUUCCUUCCUCCCAGGGGACGUGGUCGUUAGAAAAGGAGAUGUGGGACAUCAGAUGUAUAUCAUAAAAACUGGGAAGUGCGUUGUUAUGUCUCCAGAUGAGAAAGAAGUUUUAGCAACGUUAAGCGAAGGCUCUGUUUUUGGUGAAAUCAGUCUUCUUGGCAUCGACGGACUUCGACGGCGUACUGCUACUGUUCGAUCUCGCGGCUAUUCCACUCUCUUUGCUCUCUCUCGUAACGACCUCGACACAGCCUUAAGUUAUCACAAAGAAGCUGAACAAAUCCUUAGACGUAGAGCCGAUCAAAUAAUAAGAGAGAACGCGGCCAGACAGACAAAGCAACAGAUAGCAAUAGACGCAAAAAGAGAGGACUCAGAUCUUAGAAAGAGAAGAAAGAGUGGGGGAAGUAGCGAGAGUGUGAAGAGUAGAAGAAUGAGAUCGGCAAGUGCUCUAUCGAAGCGGAAGUUGUCUAUGGUGUCUGAAGAUAAGCCUCAACACGCUGACGUACGAAGUGCUUCGCCAGAUAUAAGGGAAAUGAAAAUUUCAACACCCAUUCCUACUAUUAUAUUUUCUAACGAAAUGAAUUAAAUUUUAGAGUCCUAUUUAAUUAGAAGUCCAAAAGAGGCUAUUAUAGUCACAGGAAAUGUUAUGUUAGUCUGUGUAUCUGUAUAAAUUAAAGCUGAAACUUUAAUGCAUGUUUUAGAAUAAUGUUCCGUUCAGCUGUAAGCUCGAAAUUUUUUUUUUUUUAUAUAACAUAUACGUUUAUCUGCGACUCUCAUAUCUGAGGUCGUGGGUACCAGAGUACUUUCUAUGUGCGCAUUUAACAAUCUCGCUCGUACGGAGAGGAUAAACAUCAUGAGGAAGCCGGAAUUUUUUAAAUCCAAUCGAUGACAUGUGUCAGAAGGCUGAUUGUCUAUGAAACUAAACUGAUCAAAUAAACGGAUGCAAUCUGAGGCUAAGAACCUAUUUCUUUCUAUUUCUACUCUCAAACAUCACACGUUAAAAUAAGGUUUCAAAUACUAGUCAAAAUAUCUCAACGUGUGAGAUAUUUAAAAAAAACUUUAUUUAAAAGAUUACACUUUUUAUUUUAAUGAUUUACAAAUUACUUAGAUUAUCUAGAGCCUAGUGCUAGGUGGUGAUGUGAAUGACCAGUUGUCACGAGUCUUCUGUAGGAUGCCGGUGGUCACUGGUGUCAUCUUAGGAAUGCAGUCUUAAUGACUUACUGUUUAUUAAUGUGCAUUUGUUCUUAAUGACUUAUUGUUUCAUUUCAAGGUGUCAUUGCUCGGAGUUGUUUAUCUUUAUGAGAGGUGUCAGGUUUCUCAAUAAUUAGAUCAUUGUUAUUUCUUUUAAAAAGAACCCUAGUGACUUGGGUGGCUUCACUCUCCCCUUCCAAAUUCGAAGUCCUAGGUUUCCAAACCUUGGAUCUGAGAAUUUUAACAAAAAUGAUAAUAACAAUUAUUAUAGUUAUAAUACUG
Pieris napi is the source of this 3015-nucleotide messenger RNA. RefSeq names its product cyclic nucleotide-gated cation channel beta-1 (gene CngB). The coding region runs from base 119 to 2128 and encodes 669 amino acids. Gene Ontology annotation, biological process: monoatomic cation transmembrane transport. The record is from RefSeq and is a predicted model, not a curated record. Lineage: Eukaryota; Metazoa; Arthropoda; Insecta; Lepidoptera; Pieridae. Gene Ontology annotation, molecular function: intracellularly cAMP-activated cation channel activity; intracellularly cGMP-activated cation channel activity; protein-containing complex binding. The transcript has 15 exons. Gene Ontology annotation, cellular component: plasma membrane; intracellular cyclic nucleotide activated cation channel complex.